Molecule: messenger RNA, 1932 nt
Organism: Closterium sp. Yama58-4
Lineage: Eukaryota; Viridiplantae; Streptophyta; Zygnematophyceae; Desmidiales; Closteriaceae
Source: the annotation of a GenBank genome assembly
AUGGGGAGUCGCUCUUACAGCGGCACUAUUACAACAAGUCGCCGUUCUGUCCAGCUGGCACUUCAGAAAUUUCAACAACCAACAGCGCUCUCAGUCGAGUUGCCACAGUCGGUUUCCCCAUCCUCCGAAGUUUCCCCGCCCUCCGUUUCCCCUCGCGCGCAACGGGUCCCGCGGCCGCCAGACUACCGCCGAGACACAUUAGCAUGGGCCGACCUAUCUCCCGGGAAUAUUGCGGCUGCGUCUGUGGCUGCUGAUGCGGCGACGGCGGGGGCGGAGUAUUAUUUGCGUGACAGUCAGGGGAGUCCGACUAUGUGCGCAGCGGCGGCCGGCGGCCCGCAGACGAUCACGCGGCGCCGAACAAGUCCACGGAGUACGGCGCGCCCGGUGUCGCCCAGCGGCGGCGGCGCGGAUGCAGGGCCGGGCGGCGCGUUCUCCCUGGGGGAAGCCGCCGCGACAGGCCCGAGGGUCAUGCGGCGGGCGAAAACGCUUCCGCUCAGAGGGGAAGACGGGAUUGUCGGUUUGUUUUGCACGGAAGUCCCAUCCCCACCCGCCUACCCCAAGCCCGCGCAUCCUUCCCCGCGCACGCAGCGCAGCCUGCAGAGGCUGGCGAACUUCCGCGGCCAGCCGUACUCGCCCCCGGCAGUAGCAGCAGCAGCGUCGCGGAAAACUGCUACAGCUGGCGGCGCGGCUGCGAGCGACGGUGGGGCAGACGACUGUGGAAGGGAAGCAGACUCUGCUGCUGCUGCGGAAGGUGCUGCUGCGGCGGGCAGUGGGGACAACUGUUGCGGCGCUGAUCAAAACAGGCGCCGUGUUGGCCGAAGCUGCGAGUUCAAACGCCGCCUAUCGCCCCUGUCCCCUUUCUCACCUUCUGCCCCAUUUUCGCCCUCCGCCCACUUCUCCCCCUCCGCCCACUUCUCGCCCUCCGCCCAUUUCUCGCCCUCUGCCCACUUCUCCCCUUCCGCCCACUUCUCGCCCUCCGCCCAUUUCUCCCGCUCCGCCCACAUCUCCCCCUCCGCCCACUUCUCGCCCUCCGCCGACUUCGCGCCCUCCGCCCCGUCCUCGCCGCGACCCUUCUCCCCGUCGAGUUCCUCGCCGUUGUCACGUCCGCCUGCAGCCCCCGCCCUCCGAAACCGGUCUCCGCAGCCCGCUUGCGCUGCUGCGCACGCUUCUAACUGUCCGCGGUCCGAGUACAGCUGCCCGCGGUCCGAGCACAGCUGCCCGCGGUCCGAGCACAGCUGCCCGCGAUCCAAUCUCUGCCGGGAGUCCCACGCGCAGCAGCAGCGAUUCCGCGUUGCCGCCCAAGAGAUGGGAUACCGCGAACAGCAGCCGCAACCGCAGUCACGGCAGAUCAAGACGGACGGAGAAGAGGAACGGCAGCCGCGGCCGCGACAGGUCAAGACAGAAGGAGAAGAGGAACAGCAGCCGCGAUCGCGACAGGCGAAUCGUCAGAUAGUACUACAGGGGCCGCCCGGCCGAGGCACUGCGAUGACCAUGCCGCACGCGCGCGACGCGGGACCGUCAUCCAACGGCCACGACCACUACGGACUGAAUCCGCGGCGCCAUCAGCAGUAUUAUUCUCGACCUACGGCCGCUGCAGGCGGCGGGCCGCGGUGUGGCGCUCACGAAGCGCGCUCCGUCAGACGCGAUCCUCCUAACAAUGACGCUACCUCGAACGUAAACUCGUCGAGUGCUGACGUGGCGCAGAUCCACUGCCGCACGGUCUCGCCGCGGCAUUACAGGGAUAUCCGUCCUCUCAGCCUGGCGGGUGACUCGCUCGGGCGCGCGCGCGUCGAAGGCGCGGGCCCAGUUUCUCCCGUCUCGCUGGUCGCGCAGCGCCUGGAGGUGUGGUUCGAGGAGGCCACGUCAGCAGGGACUUGGCCGCAUCCUCGCCACAGCCCAUCCCGAGCAUCAGUUGCGUCAGCAAGGUCAUGA